UGCAAACGUUCGUCUGACAAGGUUUUUUCUGCUUGGAAAGAGACGUCCACUUCACAGGCCCUUGUGGUCGAAACGUUGACAAACGAGAAACAAUAUUAAGAGUUUAUCUGAGGAUGGUAUGAAAAGACGGAGCCCAUAUUGCAUCGGAGGAGAGCCAGCUGUGUCAGGAAGGACUAUAUUCCAUCAGUUCUGUUGUAGCAACAUAAAAUCAGAACUGACAGCGCCGCCUAGCCGGGAGGUCCAACCAGAAGUGACCUCCGACCUCAGGCUGUGACUCGUGUGGCUCAGCUGUGGUUUCCAGCACAAGGUCUAACCUGCAUGUCAACAACCUGCAGGGCCGUUUUGGACUAAAUGGUAACCGAUGCUGCUGCAGGGAAUUGCAGGCCUUCCUGUGAGCUGCGAUGGGCCUCAGUAAGGCUAUGGGCAAGAUAAUAAAUCUCUGCGGUGCUCCUUUUCAAUCACAACACCAGCACUAAGCAGAGAAGAAGGCCAUUGUCUAAAAUUAAUCCCGGUGGCGUUGCAGGGGCAGCCUCAAGCUGCGCCGCCAGAGCCAACACAGCCCAUGGAAGGGGGGUCUCAACAUUUCCAGCACUGCUUCAACUGGUAAUGCCCGCCAAGUGAACAGCGAUGCCUUCUAAGGUCUCGUGUUUAUACUUGCUGACAGUCGUAUGCUGGGCCAGCGCUCUGUGGUACCUGAGUGUGUCCCGCCCAUCCACUUCCUACGUAGGCCAGAUGACGAUGCCAUUACGCAAGGCACCCAAAGUCAACAAGAACUCCACAUUCGACAACAUCCGCACACGCCUGCUCAACCCACAUGAUUUUGGCUACCUCAUCAACGAGGCUAAGAAGUGUGAGGCAGAGCCCCCCUUCCUCGUCAUCCUCAUCAGCACCACUCACAAGGAAUUCGACGCCCGUCAAGCCAUCAGAGAAACAUGGGGGGACGAGACCACAUUCCCGGACGUCCGCGUGGUUACGCUGUUCCUGCUGGGCCGCAGCACAGAUGGGGUCCUCAACCAGAUGGUGGAGCAGGAGAGUCAGAUCUUUCAUGAUGUUGUAGUGGAGGAUUUUAUCGACUCGUACCACAACCUGACACUUAAAACUCUGAUGGGAAUGCGCUGGGUAGCUACCUUCUGCCCCAAGGCUCAGUACGUUCUCAAGACGGACAGCGAUAUCUUCGUCAACAUGGAGAACCUCAUCUACAACCUGCUGAAGCCCACCACCAAGCCCAGGAGGAGGUACUUCACCGGCUACGUCAUCAACGGCGGGCCAAUCAGAGACAUGCGCAGCAAGUGGUACAUGCCCAGGGAUCUGUACCCGGACAGCAAGUACCCGCCCUUCUGCUCCGGCACCGGCUACAUCUUCUCAGCGGACGUGGCUGAGCUCAUAUACACAAUCUCUUUGCACACCAGGCUGCUCCACCUGGAGGACGUGUACGUUGGCGUAUGCCUGCGGAAGCUAGGCAUACACCCCUUUCAGAACAGCGGCUUCAACCACUGGAAGAUGGCCUACAGCCUCUGCCGCUACCGCAGGGUGGUCACGGUGCACCAGAUCUCCCCGGAGGAGAUGCACCGCAUCUGGAAUGACAUGACCAGCAAAAAACAUCUUAAAUGUUAGCAAAACUCUUGGCACUUGUACCUGCUGGGGAGUUGGAGAGGAAUCAAGUCUCCAUGGCCAAAUAGUGAAGAGCACAAAGCUCAAGGACAGACCUUAGCAGUGUGAGGCCAAAGCAAACUGUUCAGUAUUAUCUUGUCCUCUGUAAAUUCAAGGUGUUUUGGCGCUAAUGCACUGAUGCUCACAAAUGAGGCACAAAAAUAGAAAUGUGUUUUCUAAAAAUGUGCAGAACCCUCAGGUGGUUGCUUGUCUGUACCAGCAGCACCUUGAUUUCUCCAUGAAAUUACAAGACAGAAAGCAUAGACGUCUGUGCUAAACCCCUCAUUUAUACAAGGCACAGACUGUCCCAAAAUACCAAACUGCAGAUUACAUAAAUGCCAACGCGCUUCUCUGAACCCUGCUGGGCUGAUCACAGGCUCUAAUUAAGAAUGUUCUUCAUGUAUUUCCCAUUGUUGUUCUCUCUGAGCAAGGUGUUCAUGUUGGAUACGCUGUCAGGCGCCGCAGCGGUUACUGUCAUUGUGAGGACUCUGUAGUGCUCUUCUCCAAAAUCUGACAUAUUUUCUAACAACAGAUCACAGCUCUUUCUACUGUGCAAGAAACAAGGAAGCUCAUCUCAAUGAACCUGAUCAGGAUGACGAGAACACAGCUGCUUGCGCUCCCAAGUGAAUGUUAACUUCUGUUAAUGUGCAAUGUGCGGUCUUUGUCCCAGGCAGUUCUGUGAGAAAGCUGCAGACAGUUAUAUUUUCUAUUACUUGAAGAUGAAGGAGAGCAGAUUCACUGUAAAAGCAGAUUACGAGGAUGCUGAGAACAAAUCUGACGUUUUUGAGCGCAAUCUUCUUUUCCAUUAC
Cololabis saira (Pacific saury) is the source of this 2459-nucleotide messenger RNA. Its product is annotated as beta-1,3-galactosyltransferase 1-like. Lineage: Eukaryota; Metazoa; Chordata; Actinopteri; Beloniformes; Belonidae. The coding region runs from base 628 to 1614 and encodes 328 amino acids. The record is from RefSeq and is a predicted model, not a curated record. Gene Ontology annotation, cellular component: membrane. The transcript has 4 exons. Gene Ontology annotation, molecular function: N-acetyl-beta-D-glucosaminide beta-(1,3)-galactosyltransferase activity.